Ornithodoros turicata is the source of this 1997-nucleotide messenger RNA. Its product is annotated as heat shock transcription factor, X-linked member 4-like. The coding region runs from base 313 to 1647 and encodes 444 amino acids. Gene Ontology annotation, molecular function: sequence-specific DNA binding; DNA-binding transcription factor activity. The transcript is spliced from 2 exons. Gene Ontology annotation, biological process: regulation of DNA-templated transcription. NCBI's taxonomy places the organism in Eukaryota, Metazoa, Arthropoda, Arachnida, Ixodida, Argasidae. The record is from RefSeq and is a predicted model, not a curated record.
GCCAUUCCCGGCAGUGGCGCAUCACUGUUCCUCUCUUCUGGCAGGUCGAGCACUUGGUCGUCAGCAAGCUCUGUCUUCAUUCAGCAACAAACAAGACUCGCUAUGUUCGUAGCAUGCGUAGCUAUGCGACGUUCCAACUGCGAACAAAGCGUUGAGAGAACUGAAAAAGACCGCCAAAUAUCGCGCGAUGAAGAAAACGACGAAGACAGCGACGUAAGCGGAACAGCGAGCAAAAGACGCCAGUAGCGACGCGGCAUUCCAAAAAUCCCCUUCCAAGAACGCACGUUCCUUUGGAACGCAAGAACAGCCUCCAUGUUUCCGUCCGAGGUAUCCAAGAAGCUGUCGUUGUCCAACACAUCCCCCAAAGACCAGUCGUUGCUUACGCUGAGGUUCCCAAAGAAACUGUGGAAAAUCGUCAACGAGUGCAAGUCCGGAGCAAUAUCCUGGAGUUCGGACGGCAGUGCAGUGGUCAUCGACUAUACCAAGUUCCAGGUGGACUACCUCGACAACAGGCUGGAUAUCUUUAAGACGAGUAACAUCACUAGUUUCAUUCGACAACUGAACCUGUACGGUUUUCGAAAAGUGAGCCCGCACUACCGGGUCUCCGUCGGUAACCCCGAAAAUGCGGACGUGCAUAUCUUUAGGAACGACUCCUUUAUUCGUGGGAGGCCAGAUUUACUACAGGGAGUUACGAGGAAGACGGGAGCCCUGCGUGCAAGGAUGCUGCACCAUAAGGAUGAUCCGACGCAGUCAUCGUCGGGUAGGUCGCAUCACGUUGGUAUGGAUGGCUCCAGGGUCAUGCAAUGUCAGGGUCGUAACUUCUCUUCUCGCCACCGGCAAAUGGCUCUACGCCAUGCACUGGAAAAACAGCAUGACGCUUUCUCGCGACUGGAUCGUCAUUCUACAACGGGUUCUUCGGGGAAGCCUUCAGUCAAGGGUGGGGCUUCUGAGCUAAUGGAAGGUAUACCGUGGUAUUCUCAAGACUCAACCAGUGAGACUACAUCGAGCGAGGACGAUUACGAGUACAGCUACGACACCUACCGCGCCUCAGAUGACGUCAUUAAAGUGUCUAAUAAAAUCAAGCAGGAGCAAGUCCUUGAAAACGUUGAAGCUGAAGACUGUGAAAGCCUGCUGACCCCAAAGAUACACAGCUGGACUGGAGGGGAGUGCGGUUUUAGCGUCGGAAUAACUGAAGGCUUAGUACAACACCAGCACAGUCACAGCAGCAGCUGUCCGUCACCUACUUUGAGCGCUGCUGGCGACAUGGGACAACUACUCGACCCGAGUAAAUCUCCGAAGGUAGCACUUCAGCACGGUCGCGAGGGUGAACGCGUUCGUACACCUCCGCUGGAGGAUUCCUUCACGCUGGAAUCUGUUCUAAGUCGCAUGGAUAAAUCACUCAGUGAAAAGAUAUACUGCAUUCUGAUGACGGAAGACAAGAAAGAUGAUUCCGUUGGUAUGGCGAAGGAGAUCAUCGGAGCAGUGGGACCAGCACAGGCCACAAGGGUCAGGCCACCUGGAGAAAGAAUUGCUGACGUUGUAGACAGCGCUCCCAUGGCGAUCCUUGCCAGCUGGGAUGAUGAUGAGGCAACUGGUUCAUCACAACUCAAGUCCGCUCCCGGUAGUGUACCGUUGUAUUAUGUCUAGGCUUCUGUUUUCGUUAUGCACUCCAUAGUUUUCCUUCCUUUUUUUCAACUUGUUAAUCAUCCUCAGCGGCGUUUUAACAUAAGCCGGGUCGUAUUUCAGACGAAUUUACGGUGUAAAUACAUUCUACUCGUCUUUUUAGAUCCAUUUACAUCACUGGAUGCUCCUAUGAAAAGGAGGAGGGUAGCCUACAGGUUUCCGGUUUGAAUUUUAGGUAGCUUUGGUUGUUUUGUUCUUGCGUGGUUUUCAGUUCAUCUGCGAUGUGAUGUUGGUUCUGUUUAAACGAGUCUCUAUACAGUGGACAUGACGUGCAACAUGUAGGAGUCUAAUGUUAAUAAAAAUGGUUUAUGGGC